AUGCACUUUACAUUUCGCGCCAUUUUAUCGUCGUCCGGCUCAGAAGGGAAAAGGAGGAAGAGGACGGACGCUACAAUGGGAAUAUCUGGCCUUUUACCAGCACUUAGGAGCAUUACCGAGACCAAAUCGAUAGAGGAGUAUAAAGGCCAUACACUUGCCAUUGAUGGUUACUGCUGGUUACACCGUGCUAUUUAUUCGUGCAGUCAAGAGAUUUGUCUUGGACAGGAGACUGACAAAUAUGUAACGUACUUUAUGGAUCGAAUUACUUCAUUGCAACGUAAUGGUGUGAUUCCUUACGUUGUAUUUGACGGAGGUCCGGUUCCAAUGAAAAAAGACACUGAGGAAGAGCGACGUAAAUCACGACAGAAGAACCGAGAAUUAGGUAUUCAACACUUUCACAACAAACGCUUCAGUGAAGCUCGCAAAUGUUUUGUUCGUGCUGCAGAUGUUUCUCCUUACAUAGCUCAUCGAGUUAUACAGCAACUGAAAAAACAAAAUGUGUCCUAUGUGGUAGCCCCAUACGAAGCAGAUGCACAAUUGGCCUAUCUAGUAAAAAGCGGGCUCGCACACGGUGUCAUCACUGAAGACUCGGAUUGUCUUCUUUUUGGAUGUCAAGUUGUGCUUUUUAAAAUGGACCGUGACAAUGCUGCACAGGAAAUUCAAAUGGCAAACCUCAAGAAAAACAAGGGUAUGAGUUUUCAUACGUUCACAGAUAGAAUGUUCCUUGAGAUGUGUAUUUUUUCAGGAUGUGAUUACUUGCCUAGUAUUCCUGGCUUUGGACUGAAAAAGGCAUAUACUGCGAUGAAGCUGCAUGGCUCUUUCACGAAAAUCGUUCGAGCGUUGCGACUUGAAGGAAAGGUGCGAGUUCCCGCGACUUAUGAAGACAAUUUUAGGAAGGCAGUCUUGACGUUCCAACAUCAACGCGUUUAUUGUCCCAUAAAAAAGGAGAUGGUUCCACUGACACCGAUUCCAUCAAAACUUCUUGAAGAUGACCCAGCUAUGGAUUUUGUGGGGCCGUUGCUGCCGAGGGACGUUGCAAGAGCAGUUGCAGAUGGUGAUAUGGAUCCGAUUACCAUGAAACGAUUCCCGACUCAUGUGACACUUUCAUGCUGCAAUUCAUCCCAGCUAAGUCCGGCCAUGUCCAAGAUAGAAGCAGCCCACAAGUUUAGAGCGCCCAAUCCUGACCUAAAAGCAGGUACCGCCUCAUUCGUGCAUGCUUCUGAGUCGGAUGUAGUCGCUGUAUCCAACGCCCCUCGAUCGAGUCCGGCUGCUGUGAAAAGAAAGCUUCCACCAUCAUUUGUGGACAAGUGGACAUUUAAAGCUUUGUUGCACAGGGAAAAACGGUCAGAAAAAGCGAUCACCCACUCGUCCGUUAAAAACGUGGCAGCUAGCCCACUUGUCAUAAGUCGCUUUUUUGAGGGAAAUUCUGUGAAAAUGUCACCUCCGGACGAAAGUGCGAAGACAACUUUACCCUAUGUGACCGACUCCUCGUCAUAUGAAAGCCAAGAGCCGAGUGGAGUUGAUCUGGCGAGCAACAUGUCGUUUGACCCGCAAAGCGACAAAAGCAGAGUGUUGCUUGCCCAGGUUCUGAAAAAGAAGCAAGCGCCAGAUUACCAAGAAGCAGUACAAAAGCCCGCAACAGCGAAAGAAACAGCAUUUUCAAGAAUGAUGCGCGCAGGUUCGAUACUCAAGCAACAUGAACUGAAGAAACGAAAAGUAGCCACCCCAAAGUUUCGCCAACCGCAUCGAGAUCCUGUUAUCAGUCAAAUUAAACAAUUUGCGUUUUCAAACAACGGUGAAUCGCCCGACGCAAGCCUGGACGCGUCAGUCGAGCCGCCAACGAGCACGUUGAAACAAAGUGGAGACGAAAAAAUACAUGCACAUCAGCUACCUCGAAAGUAG
Molecule: messenger RNA, 1902 nt
Organism: Peronospora belbahrii
Lineage: Eukaryota; Oomycota; Peronosporomycetes; Peronosporales; Peronosporaceae
Source: the annotation of a GenBank genome assembly